Molecule: messenger RNA, 2490 nt
Organism: Linnemannia hyalina
Lineage: Eukaryota; Fungi; Mortierellomycota; Mortierellomycetes; Mortierellales; Mortierellaceae
Source: the annotation of a GenBank genome assembly
AUGGACAAGGUGACGAACGUCCGUAACAUGUCCGUCAUUGCCCACGUCGAUCAUGGUAAAUCCACCUUGACCGAUUCCCUCGUCUCCAUGGCCGGUAUUAUCUCCGCGGCCCGUGCCGGUGAGGCUCGCUUCACAGACACCCGUCAGGACGAACAGGACCGUGGUAUCACCAUCAAGUCCACCGCCAUCUCCCUGUACUUCGAGAUGACCGAGGACGACCUCCGCGACGUCAAGCAGAAGACCGAUGGAACGAGCUUCUUGAUCAACCUGAUCGAUUCCCCCGGACACGUCGACUUCUCGUCCGAGGUUACUGCCGCUCUCCGUGUUACCGAUGGUGCCUUGGUCGUCGUCGACUGCAUUGACGGAGUCUGUGUCCAGACCGAGACCGUCUUGCGUCAAGCUCUGGGCGAGCGUAUCAAGCCCGUCGUCGUCAUCAACAAGGUCGAUCGUGCCCUUCUCGAGUUGCAAGUCACCAAGGAGGAUCUCUACCAGUCCUUCUCCCGUACCAUCGAGUCCGUCAACGUCAUCAUCGCCACCUACAACGACAAGGUCCUCGGUGAUGUCAUGGUCUACCCCGAGCAGGGAACCGUCGCCUUUGCCUCUGGUCUCCACGGCUGGGCUUUCACCAUUCGCCAGUUUGCCCAGCGCUACUCCAAGAAGUUUGGUGUUGACCGCCAAAAGAUGAUGACCAAGCUCUGGGGCGAGAACUACUUCAACCCCGCCACUAAGAAGUGGACUAACAAGGGCACCGAUGCCGAGGGCAAGCCCCUCGAGCGUGCCUUCAACAUGUUUGUCCUGGACCCCAUCUUCAAGCUCUUUGACACCACCAUGAACAAGAAGAAGGAGGACGUCCUCGGCCUUCUCGAGAAGCUCGAAAUCACCCUCAAGAGUGAGGAGAAGGACUUCGAAGGCAAGCUUCUCCUCAAGACCAUCAUGAAGAAGUUCUUACCUGCCGGUGAGGCCCUCAUGGAGAUGCUUGUCAUUCACUUGCCCUCACCCGUCACCGCCCAAAAGUACCGUGUCGCGAACUUGUACGAGGGUCCCCUCGAUGACGAGUGCGCCAAGGGUAUCGAAACCUGCGACCCCAAUGCUCCCCUCAUGUUGUACAUCUCCAAGAUGGUCCCCACCUCUGACAAAGGUCGCUUCUAUGCUUUCGGUCGUGUCUUCUCUGGUACCGUCCGCGCCGGUCUCAAGGUCCGCAUCCAAGGCCCCAACUACCUCCCCGGCGGCAAGACCGACUUGUUCGUCAAGUCUGUUCAGCGUAUCGUCUUGAUGAUGGGUCGUUAUGUCGAGCCUAUUGAGGACUGCCCCGCCGGUAACAUUGUCGGUUUGAUCGGUGUCGAUCAGUUCUUGCUCAAGUCUGGAACCAUCACCACAUCGGAGACCGCCCACAACCUGAGGGUCAUGAAGUUCUCUGUCUCACCCGUCGUGCAGGUCGCCGUCGAGUGCAAGAACGCCGCCGAUCUUCCAAAGUUGGUUGAGGGUCUCAAGCGUCUGUCAAAGUCUGAUCCUUGCGUCCUCUGCUUCACCUCGGACACGGGAGAGCACAUUGUUGCCGGUUCGGGAGAACUCCAUCUCGAGAUUUGCUUGAAAGAUCUCGAGGAGGAUCACGCCCAGAUUCCACUCCGCAAGUCCGACCCCGUCGUCCAGUACAAGGAGACCGUCAAGGCCGAAUCGACUGUCACUGCUUUGGCAAAGUCGCCCAACAAACACAACCGUAUCUUUGUCCGUGCAGUACCCUUGAGUGACGAGGUCACUGUUGCUAUCGAGUCCGGCAAGAUUGCGCCUCGUGAUGAGCUCAAGGCUCGUGCCCGUCUCCUUUCGGAUGACUUUGGCUGGGAGAACCAGGAGGCUCGUAAGAUCUGGGCUUUCGGACCCGACGGUACUGGACCCAACUUGCUUGUCGACAUGACUAAGGCCGUUGCCUACCUGAGCGAAAUCAAGGACUCUUGUGUUGCUGCCUUUAAUUGGGCUACUCGCGAGGGAGUCUUUGCCGAUGAGCAGAUGCGUGGAACCCGUAUCAACAUUCUGGAUGUCGUGCUUCACGCUGAUGCUAUCCACCGUGGAGGUGGGCAGAUCAUCCCCGCCUGCCGAAGCGCCAUCUAUGCCUCGGUGAUCCUUGCCGAACCCGGACUGAUGGAACCCGUCUACAUGGUCGAGAUUACGUGUCCCGAGCAAGCCAUGGGAGGUAUCUAUGGUGUCCUGAACAAGCGUCGUGGCCACGUCAUUGGUGAGGAGCAACGUGCCGGAACACCCCUGUACAUUGUCAAGGCCUACCUGCCCAUCGCCGAAUCGUUCGGUUUCACUGCCGAUCUUCGUCAGGCCACCGGUGGUCAGGCCUUCCCCCAGUCUGUGUUUGAUCACUGGGAGAUGUUGAACGGAGUUGCGAAUGUGGAUCCAAAGCUCGAGGCCUUGAUCCUCUCCAUCCGCAAGCGUAAGGGUCUCAAGGUGGAAAUGCCCAAGUUGGAGAACUUCAUGGACCGACUCUAA